UAGAUAUCAAGUGAUGAAUCAGUUGAAACUGCAAAACAAUUAGCACUCCAGGAAGGCUUGCUGGUGGGAAUUUCUUCUGGAGCUGCUGCCGCAGCUGCUUUGAAGGUUGGAAAGAGGCCUGAAAAUGCAGGAAAACUUAUUGGGGUUGUCUUCCCUAGCUUUGGUGAAAGAUAUUUGUCUACUCUUCUUUUCCAGUCAAUUCGGGAAGAAUGUGAGAAAAUGCAACCUGAGCCAUGAAUCGACUUUGCCUGUUAAUGUUUCUUUCACAUUUGCCUCGAGUAUCUGUAUUACAUGCCAUACUAUGUCUAUGUUUCUCAUUUUUUACCUUAAAAAAUUAUAUAAAUCUAUACAGGUCAUUGAUUUCACUUACAGCACAUAUUAAUGAUCCUUGAUUGAAUAAGAGUUUAUUCUCUUCUCUCUUUGGGAUAAAACUUUCAGAUGUAGGAAUUACUUGUUUUGCCCUUUUUCA
This is a messenger RNA of Vigna umbellata (rice bean), 469 nucleotides long. NCBI's taxonomy places the organism in Eukaryota, Viridiplantae, Streptophyta, Magnoliopsida, Fabales, Fabaceae. The record is from RefSeq and is a predicted model, not a curated record.